GGAGGCGAAAGAGAGUAGGGGUGGGGGGAGGCAGACACAAACUGGGGGCGCUCACCGACACAACGGGGAGCGCUUUUUUUGGGUGUUUUGAGGGCGCCUGGCGGAUCUCCGGGCUCCUCUUUUCGCCCCUCCGCCCGGUUUAAUGUGUCAGGCCGCCGUUGGCUGCCCUCGCCACCUGGAUAUUAUUUAUAACCGACAAGAAAAUUGGAUGGGACGGACGCACGAGCUAGACAAUCCCGGAAAUAACAUGCGUACUCUCAGCCUGUCACGUACGCUCGCCGAGGAUUUGCAUUGCUGUAGGCUGCCGUAGAAAUGCCCAACACACUCCCAGAAUGUAUAUAUAAGACACGGAGACAAACAAACACGCUGCUUCAGAGUAUUUAAACCGGAGAAAUGGGAGGAAUCAAAGGCAGCAGAGGAGGACUUAGUCAUGAAACUUCCAUCGGUUGCGCCAGGGAUCUUCUCCCCCAGAGAGAGCAGCAGCGGCUCAGCUAGAAAAUGAGUCGAGGACGUGAAGUACGUGCGCAUCCAGCAGAUGACGAGAUGAAAUGGAGAGUUUGGAACAGACGGACCUUGUAAACCCAGCCCGCGGAUCCGUCGCAGUUUCACACAAGCAGGACAGAGGAGCGAACAGCAGGCAGUUUGUCAGCGGACCGACAGAGAUUCACCACACGCACCGGACGGACAUGGGGCUUAAUGGCUUAUGUGCGGCGCCGGUCGGCAGUCCAACCGCGGCGGAGUUGCUCGCGGAUCUAGCCUCUCAGACUGACUCCCCGGGAAUCACCACCCCAACGAAGCAAUGCAAAACCGGCGUGCCGCUCUACAACGGCGGGGUGGUGUCGCCUUCUGCAACUGUAGAGGGCAACCACUCAGGCGUUUUGGCUCAGACGCCAAAUGGUUACCCUGCCCAAGUAACGGGGGUGGAGGGGCAAACGGAGGGCCCCGGGUACCCCCUCACCAGCAGAGCCUGCCUGAUGGAGAACGGGGACUGGACUGCUCAUGAGAAGCACCCGUCAGUAAUGCGGAGACUCAAUGGUGACUUAAAAACCAGACAGGCACAACAGCAGAAAAAGAGAUGUGGGGAGAAUCGGGAGAUUGGGCCAGAGACUGUUAGCAGCCAGAGCGUGGGGUCACCUGGACCAGGAGGUUCUAUGGACCCAGUAUUCGCUUCAGGGGACUCAGACUGGAAGCGGAGAAGGUUGGUAGAGGGAGGCGUUGCAAUCAAAUCCACAGAAACCAGCAGAGUGGCUCGAGCAGUCGCCCCUCUCUCAGUUGCUGUCAACUGUGGCAACAGUUCCCAUUCCAACCAGUUGGCUUCCUUAACCCACGCUGCCCCUCAUAAUAAUCAGCACAGUGGGCACAGUAAGGUGGCUUCUUCAGGCCUUUCAGCUGCACCCGGGGUACAUGCUGCCCGUAACCCACCACUUCCUGCAGGGACUGGCUGGUCAGCAGAGCGCAUAGCCAAGCAGUACAUCGUCCCUUGCAUGACGUAUUAUGGGAUUUGUGUAAAGGACAACUUCCUGGGCUCCCAGCUGGGCGACAGAGUCCUGGAAGAGGUGGAGACUCUAAAUCAGAAUGGGAAGUUUCGCGGUGGGCAGCUGGUGAGCCAGAAGAACAUUCCCUCCCUUAACAUCAGGGGCGACCAGAUCGCCUGGGUGGAGGGGAAAGAGCCCGGGUGCGAGAACAUUGGAGUGCUGAUGGCUCACAUAGAUGAGGCCGUCAUGUACAGCUCUGCCAAUGGACAGCUUGGGAACUGUGUCAUCAACGGACGCACUAAGGCCAUGGUUGCCUGUUACCCAGGUAACGGGGCAGGGUACGUGCGCCACAUUGACAACCCUAACGGUGAUGGACGGUGCAUCACCUGUAUCUACUAUCUUAACAAGAACUGGGAUGCCAAGAAACAAGGUGGGUUGCUGCAGAUCUAUCCUGAAGGCAAAAAUGUGGUAGCCAAAGUUGAACCUCUCUUCGACCGGCUGCUCAUCUUCUGGUCUGACCGCAGGAACCCACAUGAAGUUAGGCCAUCCUACUCAACUCGCUAUGCCAUCACAGUCUGGUACUUUGAUGCCAAAGAGAGAGCAGAGGCUAAAGAGAAAUACCGAUUGGCAACAGGACAGAAAGGUGUUCAAGUGCCUGUCACUCAAAACAGCAGGACAUAAAUUUCAUCUAGUGACUGGAGAGCACUCUCAGAGCAUUACGUGCCUUCCUUAACUGUUAAUGGACAUUGUGAUCAUUAAGAGAGAUGCCGUUAAGCUAUUCAUCACCGCAGCUCUUCAAGUGUCGGCUGUCAGUCACAUCACAGCCCGUGAUGUAAUAUUUUUGCUGCCCUAUGACCGGGCUGCUGAAACGUAGAGCACAGCGAGCAGGAUUGUAUGGCAAAGGUCAUAUUUGCACGUCGUGGCAGAAGAAGAAGGAAAAUUACUCGAGCUUCUCACUGAAUCGCCUAUGAACACAGCAAGCUGAAAAACAUUAUUGCAGUUUUUGCCUCUUCAGUUAUCAGCGGUGUAUUGAGAUAUCAACGUUUUUACUCUGCUCUCGUGUAUUUUUUUUCCCAAGCGAAACACAAAGAGCAAAAGUGGUAAUUCAAUGGAAGCACAGUAGAAAUCAAUGCCAUGAGAUUCUUUGCUCCCUCUCGACUGUAAGACGGUGCCCUUGUCUCAUGAUGUGGGCAAGACAAAAGAAAUGGGCCAUGACAACGCAAAGAGUGGCUGUCAGCCACGAUGCAGUGGACAGCCGCGCCGUGGCACUCAUUCGGUCCUGGCUGAAGGACUAAGUCUUGCAUGGGGACAGCUCUACGCCAUAGUUUGACACUGUAUAGCACACUAUGUAGGGUUCAUAACGUGUGGGCUCUUUUGCAACAGCCUCUCAAAAUGUUAGUGCAGUAAAAACACAAAUCCAGCAUGAACCUUUUUUUUUUUUUUUUCCUUUUUAAAUCUUUAGUAGAUACAAUGUGUGUGUAACAGAUUUUCAAGAAGUAAAGCUGUUCUACAUACUUGAUGGAGAGUCCUCUGUAAAUGACUGAAAUUCACAGCUCACAUAUGAGACAAGAGGCAAGAUGUUCACUGACAGUGGACAAUACAGGGUUUGAAGAAACAGACUGUGGUGUGUGUGUGUGUGUGCGUGUGCGUGCGUGUGCGUGUGCAGAUCCAGCUUGAUUCUUAACUGUUCUUAACAAAAUGGAAACAACAAGUUACCGUCAGUGUGGAUGCUGUUGAACAAAUCUACCCACCCCCUUAAAAAAAAAAGAGGCACACAAAAACAAAAGAUGGAUAGCAAAAAGAAUCAAUGACUAAGUUAAACUUAGCAGUAAUUAACAGAACGAUUAAUCUCAGUCAGUCUGUGUGCUCGAGACCUUUUCAUAUACAAAGCACAGAGUAAACAUACACUGUAUUAAUGAACAAACAGCCAGGUGAAAAUAUUGCCUACUCGUGUGUGGGAUUGAGUAUUUGUGUGUAAAUGUGCACGUGUCCGUCAGAUUCCAGUGUCUUGAAGAGGGCUGCAGGUAUUCUCUCAGUGUAUCUUAGAUUGAUUGAAGAGAAGGUUGUUUUUUUUUUUAAUUAAAAAAAAAAAGCACUUUAUUGUUUAAAAUUGCCAUGCGUGAAUGAUAGAGGGGGAAAACAUGAUUACAAAUGUAGAUUAAUGACUUUAUGCUGUGUAUAAUAUGAUUCAUUCAAAUGCAAUAGAAACUAAAACAAUGAGAAAGAAUGGAAGCUGUCUUUAAAAAAAAAAAAAAAGUAUUUAAUUAAAAUGUUUCUGUUUUGUACACGAAAAUUGUAAUUGAUCUACUGGGCAGGGGAGAAAAAAAAUUCUAACCUGAAUUGUAGUUUAACUUGCUUUCUCUUCAUCUUAGAUGAGCGAGCAUCCAGUACAUUUUUAAAUAAACAUGUUUUCCAAUGCA
Molecule: messenger RNA, 3895 nt
Organism: Pundamilia nyererei
Lineage: Eukaryota; Metazoa; Chordata; Actinopteri; Cichliformes; Cichlidae
Gene: egln2
Product: egl-9 family hypoxia-inducible factor 2
Exons: 6
Coding region: 549-2156 (535 amino acids)
Biological process (GO): cellular response to hypoxia; peptidyl-proline hydroxylation to 4-hydroxy-L-proline
Cellular component (GO): cytoplasm; nucleus
Molecular function (GO): ferrous iron binding; L-ascorbic acid binding; peptidyl-proline 4-dioxygenase activity
Source: RefSeq, a predicted model, not a curated record